This is a messenger RNA of Oryzias melastigma (Indian medaka), 1686 nucleotides long. RefSeq names its product fibrinogen like 1B (gene fgl1b). Lineage: Eukaryota; Metazoa; Chordata; Actinopteri; Beloniformes; Adrianichthyidae. The coding region runs from base 456 to 1505 and encodes 349 amino acids. The transcript is spliced from 8 exons. The record is from RefSeq and is a predicted model, not a curated record.
UAUAAAUUAAGUAUUUAUUGGCAUGCAAGAAAUAUGAGCAUUAUUCUUUUGUUAGUUAUUUUUAUGUAAAAAAGAAAAAAGAACGGAGUCUGGAUAAACAGCUCUGUUGGACAAAUAUGCGAGGAAUGAAUUCUUUUUGGAUCCGUGGAGGCUCCAGCAGCUCUGAGAUCAGCAACACUCACUUGCUUUCUGAAGAAGAGACAUUUUAAACUGUUCUGAAUUCAGGGUUCUGCAAAGAUUGUUCAAGCCUGAAUCACCUAAUGUGGAGCAUGCAGAACUGAGCCACACAAUAAAUCUAAAGCUGACGCAUUUAAGAGGCUCUGAACUCUGAAAUAUCACGCAGAGAGACGUGUGGUGGAACGACGGUAGGUCUGGAAGUUUUGUACUCUUUAGUUCACUGGUUGGUAUCAAAUAUUGAGAAAACAUUUUUUAUUUUUCAGAGAAAUUUGACUGCGAUGGGAUUUAUUAUAAAAGCCAUGUUGGCGUGGCUGUUUCUGUUUUGCACAACUGCAGGUUCUUCUGCACAACUGCCCGCACAAGACUCGUGCUGGUCAAAGAUUUCCAUCCUGAAGAGCAGCAUAAAGAAGCUAGAGUACAAGCUCUUGAUUAGCACUUGGCAGGUUGAGCACCUGCAGAAGCACAAAUACUUUAAACCUUCUCAACCGGCCGAGACAGACAGGAAGUCUCAAACUGACUUAUUUUCUAGCACCAAUCUGAACAACAGCUUGGAUCAGACACAGAUGACCCCCCUUCCAGCAGCUGGUAGUUUAAUCGUCCAUGAUACAGACUGUUCUGAUAUAUUUGACAGACUGCGACCGCCCAGUGGUUUCUAUCGGAUCAGACCCAAACCACAGCAGGAUCCUUUCCUGGUGUACUGUGACAUGGAGGAUGGAGGAGGGUGGACGGUGUUCCAGAGACGUCGGCAUGGGAAAGUUGACUUCAACAGAGACUGGGUGGAUUACAGAGACGGCUUUGGUGACUUCAAGUUGUGGAAUGAUGAGUUCUGGCUCGGGAAUGAGCACAUACAUUCUCUACUAUUGGAAGGUAGGAACCUGGUGAAGGUUGAUCUGAUGGACUGGGAUGGACACAAAAGUCAUGCAUAUUAUGAGAACUUCAGGAUCACCAAUGAGGCUGAUAAGUAUCGUCUCCAGUAUGGGAGGUACAGUGGGAAAGCAGGGGAUGCUUUCACUGGUUCAGGGGGAAUGGUGGAGCAGUGGUCCUCCUGCCUCAACAGCAUGCAGUUCAGCACCAGAGAUCAGGACAACGACCGCUUCCUUCAGGGAAGUUGUGCCCAGGAGAAUAAGGGAGGUUGGUGGUACAACAGAUGCCAUGCAGCUAAUCUGAAUGGAAAGUUCUACCACAAGGGGAAUUACAAGGCCCAGUAUGACAACGGUGUUGUGUGGGGGACCUGGAAAGGUCUCUGGUACUCACUCAGACACACCACCAUGAAGGUGCGACCCCUGCUCUUCCUGGACUCAGUUGGAAGUGGACUGGGAGAAAUUUAAAAGCUCAAGACUCCAUUUCUGGAUAAAAAAGUUUAAUGGUUUAUAUUUUGAUUUCUCCUUUUGCUUCUUUUUCUGAACGUUUGAUCAUGGGAUCAAUAAUAUAGCAUCUUUGUAACUCAACUAAAUCAUUUCCUUCUACAAGAAGAUAUUACUCUGAUAAUAAAGAAGCAGAAUUCAGCUA